Messenger RNA from Hibiscus syriacus, 1086 nucleotides. RefSeq lists its product as uncharacterized. The record is from RefSeq and is a predicted model, not a curated record. Bases 1 to 1086 code for a protein of 361 amino acids. Lineage: Eukaryota; Viridiplantae; Streptophyta; Magnoliopsida; Malvales; Malvaceae. The transcript has 2 exons.
AUGAAAUCUGAGUUUUUUGCUAGUGGGGUGCCUGAGAAUAGCCUGCAGCAGAUUCAUUUAGCUACUGGUUUCAAAAUUGGCCAGUUGCCUGUUAGAUACCUAGGAGUGCCUUUGGUUACUCAAAAGCUCACAAGUAAGGAUUGCUCGACUUUACUUGUUAAAAUUAAGAGUAUGAUUGAUAAAUGGUCUAGCAGGCAUCUAAGCUUUGGGGGGAGACUUCAGCUUGUUAAAUCUAUUUUGUUUAACAUCUUUGGCUAUUGGAGUAGACAACUUGUCUUGCCCAAAGGUGUUAUUAUUGACAUUGAGAAGCUCUGCAUGAGGUUUUUUUGGAGGGGAAAUGAUAUUCCAGCAAAAGGGGCCAGAGUGAGCUGGAGUCAGAUUUGUUGUUUAAAAUCUGAAGGUGGUUUGGGCCUGAGGAAGUUAACAGAUUGGAGCAAGGCUUGUUGCCUUUUGCUUGUCAGGAAAAUUCUUGCUGAUGAGGGGUCCUUAUGGAUUGCAUGGAUCAAAGGUUAUUGCUUCAAAACUGUGGAUUAUUGGAAUGUUGGUUGCAAACUCCAUUUUAGCUGGAUUCUCAGGAAAUUGAUAAAGCUAAAGGAUGAAGCUAGAAGACUGUUCUGGUCUGCUACUAAUUUGGUGCAGUUCAAAGCUUGGAUGGUGAUUCUUGAUAGGUUGCCAACAAGGGACAGAUUAGUCAGAUUUGGCGUGGUGACUGAUGAUGCAUGUGGGCUAUGUGCUGCUGGCCAGGAAUCCCGAAAUCAUCUCUUCUUGGACUGUUCUUAUGCAAAGGAGGUUUGGGGUACUAUUCUGCUUCAUGUGUUUCGCUGCUGGAAUGAUGCUUUGCGCUGGCUGGUAUCGAGUUUGAAAGGUAAAUCCCUUUUAGUUCGAAUACUAAAGCUAGCUUGGACUGGUUUUGUUUAUUUUGUCUGGGAGGAGCGGAAUCGCAGGAUUUUUAGAGGUGUGAUCCGUCCAGCUGAGGAAAUUGUUGAUAGAGUUAGAGAGGCAAUUAGAAUCAAAAUGUAUAGGAGUCAUGUGAACAGAUUGGAUAAUGUAAAUAGGAGGUUGUGUCUUGCUUGGGAUUUGAUUUAG